This is a messenger RNA of Naegleria fowleri, 2826 nucleotides long. RefSeq lists its product as uncharacterized. Lineage: Eukaryota; Heterolobosea; Eutetramitea; Acrasida; Naegleriidae. The record is from RefSeq and is a predicted model, not a curated record. Bases 1 to 2826 code for a protein of 941 amino acids. The transcript is spliced from 4 exons.
AUGUCAGCUCAACCAUCAUCCCUUCAUAAUUCUCUCCUUCCACAUCGAUCUCAUCCUCUAGUGAAUCAUUUCAUUUACAAUUAUAAUAUUCAAAUUUUAAAAAACAAGGAGGAUGCAACUUCCAAUGUUGUUCCAUUCAUCAAUAUAUGGACCAUUCAUGACUAUGAAAAUCUCAACGCUCAAUUACAACAAGAAUUAGAUCAACAUUUGAGAAUAUUAGAAGAAGAAGAACAGGAUAUGCCAAUAGCCAACAUCCAUCAUGAUGAAUACUUGUCAUGUCUAUCCAUGUCCGUUUCAAAAUUAGUUUGUAAAUCCACACAACAACAACCACCACCCCCUCUUCAACAUUAUGUGGAUGAAAAGAGUGGAUUAUUACGUGUCAGUGGAGAGGUCAUGGAAGAAUGCAAAGAUAAAUCUCAACGACAAGUUCAUCACAACAUGAAUGAAGAAUUUCCUCUUUUGGAUGACAUGUCUGAAAUCAACAAUGAAAUGACGAAUAAGUUUGUGAAGGCAUCGAUUCAACUUCGAGAUAUUUGUAAAGCUUGUUAUCUCAUUGAAAAGAAUUUUGGAUUAAUUUCCAUUCUUUUGGACAGAUCAAAUGUUCAACACAAUUUGUAUCAAAAUGAACGUGAAAAUAUUUUAAGAGAUUUACAAUUUUGUCAACAACCUGUGGAAUCUCUUAAAUAUUUACAAGAAAUUUAUAUGGAAAAUCCAAAAAUCAAUAAUUAUGCUAUAUUUAGUUUUUUAUCACCUCUAGUGGAACAUUUAAUGACAUCCAUUGUGUAUUCUGUUUCUAUUCAUGAAUAUGAUAAACAAGAGAAUGAAAUUGUGAUUCCAGCAACAUUAACAGAAAUUUUGGAAUGUCAAGCUUUAAAAAAAGUCAUUCCUUUGAAAUUACUCAAUUGUAUCAAGGUAUUUAUGGGACCACCAAAAGGUCUCAAUUUGAGAAAUGUUCUAUAUCAUGGAUUUUUAGAUGAAAGUGAACUUGAUGAAUGUUAUUCAAAUUUUUUAUGGAAAAUUUAUUUCACAGUGUGUCGACAAGUCUCUCUCUACUAUUCGUGCCAUGAUGAAAAGAAUGAAAAUUUGACACCUCAUUCUGACACAAAUAGUUCCAUUUCAUUGAAGAAAUUUAUUUUGAAACCAAGAAAUGAUAUGAGUGGUGAAGAAUUUUCACAAUUAGAAUUAUUUGAAUAUCAAAAAGGUCUAUUAUUAUUUAUGCAUCCACAGGAUGAGAUGAUGAUUCACUCAAUUCUAGAUUCAUCCUAUUUUGUUAUUCCUACUCGACAUCGAAUUAUUGGAAAUGCAUUUAGAUUUCUAAAAAAGGGAAUUACUGAAAAGAGUCAAAUUGAUCUACAACUAUCAUUGUGUUUAUUAUUUCCACAGUUUGAAGCCUCUCUGAGAAGACUCUAUGUUGCAGGAAAUGAGAAAGUAGAUGAAAGAACAUGGUGUGCUCAAAAUGAAGAAUUUUUUAGCACUCUUGAAGUUAUAUUUGGAAAUCAUUUAGAGACAUCCACAUACAGUGAUACCAUAUUAGGUGUGAAUAAGAAUCAAAGUGUGAACAUAGGUCAGUCCACUCUUACAAGUGAAACAAAUGGAGAAUUUGUGAAUUCAUUGAAUAGUGAACAACGAGCUCGUUUAACACCCAAUGAGAUAUUUAAUAUUUUACAUGAGAGUGUUGGAGAUUGUUUGAUGGAUUCUUUUAUCUUUUAUGGAGGUCCAAGAUUGAGAGACAAAAUUGCUCAUUGUCAAGUUCUCAACCAAUUGAAUCCACAUUUAGUUCAACAUUAUUUUCUAAUGUUUUUACUAUUGUGUAUACAACUUUCACACAACAAGAAUGAAUUAUUCUCAAAAAUUGAUCUAAUGAAACAACACUCCACAAGUGAUCAAAUGAAAGAAGAAGAAUCGUUGAGCCAUCAUUCUUCCAUACUCUUUCACACCAUCCAACAUUUCCUUAAUAGAUCCACUCCAUCGUUUAGUAUUUAUGACAUUCGAACAAAAUUCAUUCGAGCAUGGAAUCAAUUGAGAACAAAACUCAUGUUCAAUCAUUCCUAUUAUAUUUGUGAAAAUUAUAAAGACAGUGAUGCAACCAAUGUCAACACAGUGGUUAAAGAAUUGCAAGAUUAUACUUGUGUCAUGAAUAGAGAAGGAUUCUCACUUGCAAAGAAUUUAAUAUCACAAGAAUCUGAUCAUUCCAAUCAUUUGGAUGAAAUGAAUGAAUUAAUUUCCAACAUUGAAAAUAAUUUCAAAAAAGGAAAUCCAAAGAAUAUUCAAUUCACUGUAAAAGAUUGUUGCGCCUAUUUGAACAAAAAGUAUCCAACCAUGUUCACAAGAUCACAGUCGAAUUCCAUUCUCUCACAAAAUAUUCCUCUCUCCUAUUUCAAUCACUUUCACUAUCCAGCUCAACAAAUUAGUAAUAUGGAUAUUUUACUGAGAAUUGUGGAACAUUUGGAAACAGCAUUGCAAAUGCUACAAGACAAGUAUGAGGAACAUUGCACAUUGAUUAAUGAACGAAAGGCAAGAACUCCUCACAGAAAACUCUAUUCUGUGAUGAUUCAAUCGAAACCACUCCUUCGAUGCAUGUUUGAAUUCCUUUUACAAUUACUUUCGAUUCAGUUUGAUAUCAUUAAUAGGAAACACAAUUCUCCAGAGGAAGGAGAUGGUAAAAAGAGGCUCACAUGGAUUUUGCAAAUCAUGACACAAGCUGAGAGAAUUGUAGGCCAAAUUAAGGAUGGAACGAUUGGUCUAUUGAAUUCCAAAUGGAUGGAAUUUGUUGUGAUGCGAGAGAAAAACAUUUUGCAAGAUAGAGCAAGCUAUUUAUCAGAAUAA